AUGCCGCAUGUUCAAGUGUCAGAUUCGGAAAAGUUACGUUUAUACAAAUUUAUUGAAAAUGGAUCUAAUUUAGAACUUGCAUACAGAAGUUGGGAAUAUCAUGAAAUUCCGCUACUGCCACAAACAAUGAAAUUUAACUGGAACGUAAAAACUACUAGUCUACUAGAGAGACCACGAUUUGUUUUGUUUGCUUUACAGACUGCUAAAAAGAACGCCAUAAAAGAAGAUGCGAGCCAUUUCGAUCAUUGUAAUAUUACAAACUUAAAACUAUUUCUAAAUUCUGAAAUGUACCCGUAUGACAAUUUGAACUUGAACUUUGAUAAGAAACAGUAUGCCAUUGCAUAUGAAAUGUAUGCACAAUUUCAACCGUCGUACUAUUAUAAAGUUGGAGAUCCAUGUCUUAGUUUGGAGCAAUUUGGUUCUUUUGCCCCCAUAUUUGUUAUUGACUGCAGCAGACAAAAUGAAUCAGUUAAGUCGGGAAGUGUCGAUAUGAGAAUAGAAAUUGAAACCAAUAAGAAUAUACCAGUUAAUACAGCAGCUUAUUGUAUAAUUAUACAUGACCGUAUUGUUAAUUAUAAUCCGCUAACUAAUGUAGUUCAAAUGUUUUAA
Molecule: messenger RNA, 609 nt
Organism: Diabrotica virgifera virgifera (western corn rootworm)
Lineage: Eukaryota; Metazoa; Arthropoda; Insecta; Coleoptera; Chrysomelidae
Exons: 1
Coding region: 1-609 (202 amino acids)
Source: RefSeq, a predicted model, not a curated record